This is a messenger RNA of Pygoscelis adeliae (Adelie penguin), 324 nucleotides long. RefSeq names its product olfactory receptor 51B5-like. Gene Ontology annotation, cellular component: membrane. Lineage: Eukaryota; Metazoa; Chordata; Aves; Sphenisciformes; Spheniscidae. Gene Ontology annotation, molecular function: olfactory receptor activity. Gene Ontology annotation, biological process: G protein-coupled receptor signaling pathway. The record is from RefSeq and is a predicted model, not a curated record.
AUGUAUUUCAUCCACACCUUCUCCACCAUUAAAUCUGCUGUGCUCAUGGCCAUAGCUUUUGACCUCUUUGUCAUGAUCUAGCCCCUGAGGCAUACAUCCCUCCUGACAAACUCCCUGGUCACCAAGACUGACUUACUGUUACUUGUUCAGUUGUACAUCGUGAUCCUUAAGACUAUCUUGAGUAUUGCAUCCAAGGAGGAGCAGUCCAGGGCCUUGAACACUUGCAUCUCCCAUAUCUGUGUUGUCCUAAUCUUCGACAUCCCCGUGAUCGAUCUGUACCCGUACCACUGGAAAGCCAGAUGUGACUCCACAGUCAUGGUGUGA